UCCUUGGCCGCUAGCGCCCGUCAGGAGCUCCGAAUCGCAAUCCUUAAGUGCCUUUUCGCCGCUGAGCAGGGCCGCCCAUCCUUCUCCAAGUUCGUUGAAGAUGUCGCGGGCUUCCUCGGCAGACGAAGGCACCACCUUUGAGCAUCUCUGGAGCACCUUGGAGCCUGACAGCACCUAUUUUGACCUGCCCCAGUCGGGAAAUACGGGAGGAAGUGAAGCCCCCAACCAGACGGAGGUCACCAUGGAUGUUUUCCAAAUGAGGAGCAUGGACGACUCAGUAAUGUCCCAGUACAAUUUGCUAAACAGGAGCAUGGAUCAGACAGCUGACAGCCGAGCCUCCGCCUCCACGCCUUACAGCUCGGAGCACAUCUCCAAUGUCCCCACGCUCUCGCCCUACUCCCAGCCCAGCUCGACCUUUGACACCAUGUCCCCCGCGCCCAUCAUCCCCUCCAACACCGACUACCCGGGGCCGCACCACUUCGAGGUUACCUUCCAGCAAUCCAGCACCGCCAAAUCGGCCACCUGGACGUAUUCCCCUUUGCUGAAGAAACUCUACUGUCAAAUUGCGAAGACGUGUCCAAUCCAGAUUAAGGUGUCCACGCCGCCUCCGCCCGGGACGGUCAUCCGAGCCAUGCCCGUGUACAAGAAGGCCGAACACGUAACUGAAGUGGUCAAACGGUGCCCGAACCACGAGCUCGGCCGUGACUUCAACGACGGCCUCUCGGCGCCCGCCAGCCACUUAAUCCGCGUGGAAGGCAACAAUCUCUCCCAGUAUGUCGAUGACCCCGUGACCGGAAGGCAGAGCGUCAUGGUCCCUUACGAGUCCCCCCAGGUGGGGACCGAAUUCACCACCAUCCUGUACAACUUCAUGUGUAACAGCAGCUGCGUGGGAGGCAUGAACCGGAGACCGAUUUUAAUCAUCAUCACCCUGGAGACGAGAGAUGGACAAGUCUUGGGCCGUCGAUCUUUCGAAGGCCGGAUCUGCGCCUGUCCUGGACGAGACCGGAAAGCCGACGAGGAUCACUUCCGAGAACAGCAAGCCCUAAACGAAAACGUCGCCAAGAACGGAAACCCCAACAAGAGGACUUUCAAACAGAGUCCGCAAAGUAUCCCGGCGCUGGGGGCCGGGGUUAAGAAACGGAGGCACGGCGAGGAGGAAACGUAUUAUGUGCCUGUCCGAGGUCGGGAAAAUUUCGAGAUGUUGAUGAAGAUCAAGGAAAGUUUGGAACUGGUGGAGCUGGUUCCCCAACAGCUGGUCGAUUCCUACCGACAGCAGCAGCAGCAGUUUCUGCAGCGCCAGACCCACCUCCAUUCUCCAUCGUCCUACGGCCCAGUCUUGUCCCCGAUGAAUAAGCUUCAUCCAGGAGGGAUCAACAAACUACCAUCCGUGAACCAGCUGGUGGGACAGCCUCUGCAGCAGGGGCCUGGCGUGGGGCCAAAUCUUGGGCCUAUGGGCCCAACGAUGCUCAACAGUCACACCAUGCAGUCCAACGGAGAGAUGAACGGGGCGCACAACUCACAGCCGAUGGUCUCCAGCUCGCACUGCACUCCCCCCCCACCUUACAACCCAGACCCCAGCCUUGUCAGUUUCCUAACAGGGCUGGGCUGCUCAAACUGCAUUGACUACUUCACUUCCCAAGGCUUACAGACCCUGUAUCACCUGCAGAAUUUGACCUUGGAGGAUCUCGCCGCCCUGAAGAUCCCAGAGCAGUACCGCAUGGUCAUCUGGAGAGGCCUCCAAGAUUUCAAGCAGAGCCACGAGUACGGCAGCCCGCAGCCGCUCAUCCGUUCCAGCAGCAACGCCGCCACCAUCUCCAUCGGGACCUCCGGAGAGCUGCAGCGGCAGCGCGUCAUGGAAGCCGUGCAUUUCCGCGUCCGCCACACCAUCACCAUCCCCAACCGCAGCGGAUCCGACGAGUGGGCGGACUUUGGCUUCGACCUGCCGGAUUGCAAAUCCCGGAAACAGUCCAUCAAAGAGGAAUUUCUGGAGGGGGAAAUCAACUGA
Messenger RNA from Crotalus tigris (Tiger rattlesnake), 2005 nucleotides. RefSeq names its product tumor protein p73 (gene TP73). NCBI's taxonomy places the organism in Eukaryota, Metazoa, Chordata, Lepidosauria, Squamata, Viperidae. The transcript is spliced from 14 exons. The record is from RefSeq and is a predicted model, not a curated record. Gene Ontology annotation, biological process: protein tetramerization; apoptotic process; regulation of transcription by RNA polymerase II. Bases 101 to 2005 code for a protein of 634 amino acids. Gene Ontology annotation, molecular function: protein binding; DNA-binding transcription factor activity, RNA polymerase II-specific; RNA polymerase II cis-regulatory region sequence-specific DNA binding. Gene Ontology annotation, cellular component: nucleus.